Paramecium tetraurelia is the source of this 2679-nucleotide messenger RNA. RefSeq lists its product as uncharacterized. Gene Ontology annotation, biological process: regulation of membrane potential; potassium ion transmembrane transport. The transcript has 5 exons. Gene Ontology annotation, molecular function: voltage-gated potassium channel activity. Lineage: Eukaryota; Ciliophora; Oligohymenophorea; Peniculida; Parameciidae. The record is from RefSeq and is a predicted model, not a curated record. Gene Ontology annotation, cellular component: membrane.
AUGCACAUAAACUCAGAAUUGCUAACAGAGAGACCUUUAAUUCCCUAAAUCAAGAAAUCAGAUUCUCUUAGAAGUUAAAGCUAAUUUAAGUCUUGUCCAGCAUAUUUCAAAACACUACAACUCCAAAAAAUAUAAAGCAUCAAGUAAAAUUAGGAAAUUGUACAAUCGUCCAAGGUAAAUCCAUUAAAUGUAUUUGUAAAAAUCGUCAGAUUCAUAACUAUCAUCACUCAAUCAAUCUUCCCAUAGGACUUUAAAUAUCUAGAUGCCAAUAUGUUUCGCAUUAUUAAUGACAAGGCUUCCGACUUUAAGUUUUAUGUGAAGAAUGAUUACUUUAAAUACAUAGUAAUUCCUAUUUAAUCUUAGAAAGCAGCCCCAGAUUCCAGACUUUAACAUUUGAUAUAAAAAACAAUAUUCAAGCAAUAUAGUUUACAAAACUUAAUCGAUUAUUUGUCUAAUAGUAGAUUUUUAUUCAAACCAGAAUAAAAGUAAAUUUUAAUCUGGAAUAUUUACUUACUGUUUAUGACCAAUUUCAAUUUUUUAUAUUGCACUAUAAAGUUUGCAUUCGAUUUUGAAAAUUAAAGACCUGACAAUUAUAAGGAAAGUGAGGUUUUCUUUUUGAUUAUUCCUUUUUUUAGUUAUUUGAUCGACAUAUUAGUUAAAUUAAAUAGUGGUUAUUAUGAGGCUGGUUAUUUGGUUACUGAUAGGAAUAAAAUAUUAAAACAUUUUUACUUUUCCAAAGACACCCUAAUAGACAUAUUCCUAAUAAUAAUAUCCUUGGCAUACUUCUUUGAUUAGAAAAGUAAUAACACCUUAUAAUUGUUCAUGCUAGUCAAAAUAUUUAAUGUUCCAAAGAGGGUUGGAUUAAUAUUGGAUAAAUUGGAAUUGACAACCAAUCAUUGGGCAAUUUAUGAUUUAAUUAGACUAUUGUACUUAAUUGUAUUAGAGGCUCAUAUAUUCUGUUGCUUUUUGUAUUUUGUUGGGAAAUAAAAUAAAAACCUCUCAUGGAUAAUUAAUGAGAAUCUCGAAAAUGCAGAUCUUGUAACUAGUUAUAUUUCAUCAUUUUACUGGAGUGUUAUUACUAUGACAACAAUAGGCUAUGGUGAUUUUGCUCCAACGAAUUUGAAUGAGAGAGUCCUAGUAAUCUUUGUAGCAAUCACAUCAUGUUGUACUUUUGGGUUCUUUGUAUCAUCCGUUGGAUAAAUCAUAAAUUCUAUAUAGAAAAAAGAAUAGUAAAUUCGGUUGGAUUUGAAUGAUCUAAAAAAAUAUUUAAGGAUUAGAGGAUUUAAUUAGCAAUUACAAAUCAAAGUAAGAAGAUAUUUUGAGUAUUUAUGGAAAGAUUGCAUGGGUUAAGAUUAAAUUGACAUGGUAAAAUUACAAUAAUAGUUGCCAAGUAAUUUAUUUAAUGAAAUGCUUUUAGAUUUGAAUAUGAAAAGCAUAUCAAAGAUUCCAUUUUUUCAUGAAAACUUUAGUGCUGAUUUUCUUUAAUCAUUAGCUGGAGAUUUUGAAGAAGAGCGUUUAACGCCUUGGUAAAGUAUCUUUACAAAAGGUGAGUAAAGUCAAUAUUUAUAUAUUUUAUGCGAAGGAGAAGUUGAAUAUUAUGUUUAAUUGCCCGAAGGAUCAUCAAAUUCAAUUUCUAUAUAGAAAAUUGAUGGUCAAGAUGAAAUUUUUGGAUAAUAGGACUUCUUGCUAGAUUAACAUCACUCAAUAAAUUGUAGAACCACUAAAGUGACUAGAAUUUUAAAGAUCAGUCGAGAGAAUUUUCAAUAGAUAGCCAAAAAAUACGGAUAUGAAAAAUAUUGUUAAUUGAAGGAUUUGGUUAAAUUUUCUGGCAGAUUUGAUGAAUUCCACAUCUAAUGCAUUGGAUGUAGUAAAUCAACACAUCUUUUAUAUAAUUGUCCUAUGCUUAGCGGUUUUCCAAGCAGGACGAAAACAUUGAUUAAACAUAAAAAAAGGUUUUGUUAAGAAAGAAGACUAAUAUAAAGGAAUAAUAGUUUUAAGCGUAUAUCAACAUUAAGUUUCGAGAGUAAAAUUGCUGAUAGCGUAUUAUACUAUCUUUUAAGAGACCCUAAAAUGUACGAACAGUUAAGUACUUAAAUUAAUAGAACAACUCCUGUAAAUUAAAAUGGGGUUCGACCGAAAUCUAAAAAGAAAUUAUCAAUUCAACCAAAAAGAGGAGUGCCUAUAUUCUUAAGUUAAGAAUUUUCUAGAUCACUUGAGGCAAAUUAUGAUAGAAGUUUAGGUAUCUAAUUUAGUAGAGAAUAAUAAAGUCAGUUUAAAAGAAUUACUAAUUUUGAUUAAGAGUUAACCAAAGAAGAUAGCUUCAAGAUAUCUAAAGGAUUAAAUAAAUAAUUUAUUACUAAGAGUACUUAAAGUAUGACUAGGUUAAAAAGUUAAGAUGCAAUUGAGGAGAAUGAGUAAGAAACGGAAACUCUUGAGAUUAAUCCUAUAUGGAUUGAGCAAUAAAAUUAAAAUGAAAAUAUGGGAAGAUACAAGGACAUUUUUGAAGGUUUCGAUUUAUAGAGAGAUUAUGAUUAAUAUAUGCCGCACAUGAAUUUUAGGGAAAUACAAAAUCAUUUUCAAAGGAAUAAUAAUUAGGAUAGUUUUCACGAUUUCAUAGAUGCCAAUAUAUUCAGAAGAAAAUGGAAAAAAUCAAAAAUUGUUAUUGUCUUAGAAUCUUGA